Messenger RNA from Eurytemora carolleeae, 2741 nucleotides. RefSeq names its product T-cell immunomodulatory protein. The record is from RefSeq and is a predicted model, not a curated record. Gene Ontology annotation, cellular component: plasma membrane. Lineage: Eukaryota; Metazoa; Arthropoda; Copepoda; Calanoida; Temoridae. Bases 9 to 1895 code for a protein of 628 amino acids. The transcript is spliced from 5 exons.
CAGAGAGAAUGAUGUAUGUACUGUACUCACUGCUGCUACUGUUUGGUGCUGUUGGGAUGUACGGUUAUGAAUUAUCAGAUAUCACGGGAAAGGUAUUUGGUAACAACAGUGGUGUCAUUCCAGCAUCAUUUGGAGAUUUCAACGGUGAUAAGUUGACCGACAUGAUUGUUCUCAAGAGUAAUCCCAACGACGACAUUCUAAGCCUGCGCCUGCUAUUGGCAAAUGAGCAGAAGGUUGUUACCUCGGCUAGCAGUUCUAAUCCUCUGUUCCAUUGGGGAACUAGAGAUGAAAACCUACAAUGCAACUUUCUCAAGGGAUCCCUAACUAGUGCAGUUCCCGGGGAUUUCGACGGUGACGGAGGAAUGGAUAUUUUUAUAACCUCCAAGAUCGGAGGGAAGCUGGAGGGAUCCAUUCUUUGGGGAUAUCAUACAGAUACUAUUCAUCAGCUCCUCUGUCAGGAAGACCAGGAUCCUGCCUGGGUUCAUACAAUCCCUCUGCUUCAGGAACCUCUAGUCUUUGAUUACAACUUUGAUUACAUCUCCGACCUACUCCUCGUCACAGAGGAUGGGAACAGAACUGUUUACAUAUUCUCCGAGAACAGGACGGAUACUUAUUCGGUUUUGACUUUGAAAUCUCCAAGAAACGAUCAACUCAAGGCCACACACUCAAACGCUCACCUUGAUAUGAACGAGGAUGGAUUUGCAGAUCUUCUUCUUACAACCUUGUCCGGGCUAGAGAUGUACCGAAGAGUUGGAAUAGGGUUGGAAGAGAACUUUGAAUAUCAGGGUCAUGUUCCCUGGCCCAACGAGGUUACAUCUGGAUCCUGUACCGUGGAUGAAUGUGUCGGCCAGGCCGUGAUUGCUGACUUUGAUCUCAGCGGAACCUUGGAUCUUAUCAUUCCCAUCUGUUUCGAUACGUUCUGUAAGAGCUCCAACAUGUUUCUGAUCCCGCUUUCGGAGCUGUGGACAGCCACAGGUUGGAUCUGGUUCCCCAUGUCUAUGGAUUUAGGUUCUCUGCACUUCUUUCCUCCCGGAUCUAAAUCCAACCUGCUCCAACUGAUGGCUCCACGGGUUGGAGAUGUUGAUCUAGACGGGUUUCCUGAUCUCCUGAUGCCUCUACAGAACACAAGCUCUCAACCAGAGACUCAUCUGCUGAUGAAUGUACCAUGCGGAGCAUUCUCGACGUGUCAACCCUUCUGGAGAGAGUUCCAACUUAGACCAGCGUUUACUGAAGGAACUGGAAACACCGUGAUGUCAACUUUCUUUGAUCUGUUUGAGGAUGGCCGGCCUGAUGUACUCGCUGUAUCGGGGAACCAUGAGAACGGGUUUAAACUUGCUGCUUACACUAACACGUCACAGGAUAGCGAUGCUUACUUUGUCAAGGUUGUAGUUCUGUCCGGAGCAUGCCUGCACAAUUGCCGCAAUAAAUCCUCGAAAUAUGUUCCCUACGGUACCAACAGUGGAGGUCAGAUUGUGUCCUACCGAUCCCAACGAGUAGGUCCUGAAACCUUUGAUUACUUCCAGUCCGUCGCUGCCCAGCUCCCACAGUCAGCCUACUUCUCCCUUCAAACCCCGUACACUAUAUUCGGGUUGGGUUUAGCUCCGAACUUUGUAGAUUAUCUCUGGGUUAAUAUAUCAGCUAUGACGCACUCCUGGCCCCAGAUUAUCCCCAACUCUCAGCUCUACAUCAUCCCGUACCCGCGGAAUAAGCCGGAGCAGUGGCAGGCCAAGAUAUCUAUAUUCCCGAGUAAAAGUAUUGUCAUCACUGGACUAUCUAUGAUCGGAACCUGUGCUUUCACCGCUCUUCUCAUUCUCAUCCUUCAUAUCAGAGAGAGGAGGCAGGAUCAUCAUGCGAAACUACAGGAGAGCAACAGAUUUCAUUUUGACGCCAUGUAGAUGUGAUAAGAUGAGAUAAUACCAGGAACUAUCAUAAGUCUCAGAUUCCGUAUUCGUUUUUGUAUCAGAUAUGGUGGGACCCGUAGAACCGGAGUAGAAAGACGAUAUUCAAGCAAUUUUUUAGUGCAUUUGAAGUCGUUAUGAAGCAAAAAGGUUUAUUUGUAGCUUGAAAUUGUUAAGUUAAAUUGGUCUUUGUUAAGUGCAAAAUACCCGUGUUUCAUGUUCAUUGAGCUAUUUAAAAUCAUAACGUAGUCUAACUGUCUUCUUUUUCGUGGAUUUUAUAUGUCCGACUGUAAUUAAAUCUUAAACUGUUGAAUAGAAAAAUAUUUAUUAAAGAUAAUUUUGCUCGAAAACUGUGAUUUAUAAACUGUAGUUAAUAUUUUUAGAAAGUCAUUCUUAUUAAAAUAAUAUUUGCAUAUUUAUUCGAUUUUUUUAUAAAUCGUGCUGAGUAUUGAUUUGAAGCAAUGUUGGGUUGGAAUACAUUCUGUUCUUAAGUUUUAAAUAAUAUCGCCAAAGAUUUUUCCGGUGAUAACCGUUGCAUGAAAAUUUUCAUCAUUUUAGAAAUUUUUUAAUUUAUUGUAAGAAAACUGGUUGAUGAUUGAUACCAUCCACAUGAUUAAUUGCUUCAUGGUCAACUUUUUUUAUACAUGUUCGUUUGUUGUCAGACACUGUUAUGUUUUAAAUUUAUUUUCAUUUAUUAAACCAUUCUAUUGUUUCGUUAAACUUCGUUUCCUAGGUUGUUAUUUAAACGAUCCUCAGAACCUAGACGAAAUGCCAUUUUUCAUGAUUUAAUAAUCCAAGUGGCAUUUUUAAAACUGUGAUUUUAUUAUAUGUUCUUUUAACUCU